This is a messenger RNA of Hevea brasiliensis (rubber tree), 3419 nucleotides long. Its product is annotated as phototropin-2. The record is from RefSeq and is a predicted model, not a curated record. Gene Ontology annotation, cellular component: cytoplasm; plasma membrane; nucleus. Gene Ontology annotation, molecular function: protein serine/threonine kinase activity; ATP binding. NCBI's taxonomy places the organism in Eukaryota, Viridiplantae, Streptophyta, Magnoliopsida, Malpighiales, Euphorbiaceae. Gene Ontology annotation, biological process: protein phosphorylation.
AACACUAACGUUAUCAAAACUCUAGUAGAAACCAAACCAUAAACAAAAAGAAGUAAGAACACAGAGACUGUUUAAACUAUAUUUUUUCUCGUUCAGUUUGUCAAAAAUUCAAAGAAGCUCAUCUGGGUUAUGUCUUGGAUGAGCGAUGUUUUCAUUUCUUAUUGAUCUCAACACCUGCAGUCUCCUGUAUUUGUUGUGAGAAGAGUUGAAUCAGGGAGAAAGAGAGAGCAAUGGAUCAGGAGAAUUUGAGUUUUAAUGCCUCAAAAUCAUCUGCAAAUGGUCAAUCCAUUUGCAGUAAUUUUGUUGUUGGACAGCCUAAUUCUACUAACAGUAGGAGUUAUGGCAUUGAUACACAAGCCCGAGCAGAAGGAGGAUCAUCACAAACUCUUAGUUCUAGCAGCAGCAGCAAGGAGCCUGUGAACAAGUGGAUGGCAUUUGAAAGAGAAGAUAAGACCAAGAUCACUUCUUCUGCUUAUGCAAUAACAGAAUUGAAGGGAAGUAAUAUGGCAGCAAAAGAUGAUGGAAGCUUCAAUAAUUUCAAUGGACAAUCCUCUUCCAACAAGAUAUUAACAGAAGCAAGCAUAGCAGAAAGGACAGCAGAAUGGGGACUUGUUGUUAAGUCAGAUUUGGGGGAAGGUAGUUUCAAAGCAAUAAAGAUUUCAUCUGGAGACGGAGAUGGAUGCAAAUACCCAUCGGAGAGAUUCACAGCCAAGUCAACAAGGUCAUCAGAGGAAUCAGAAGCAAAAUCCUUUCCUAGGGUAUCACAAGAGUUGAAGGAUGCUCUGGCAACCCUACAGCAAACAUUUGUUGUGUCUGAUGCCACAAAACCAGACUGUCCUAUAAUGUAUGCCAGUAGUGGAUUUUGAAUGACUGGCUAUACUUCAGAGGAGGUUAUUGGAAGGAACUGCCGGUUUCUUCAGGGACCAGAAACAGACAGGCAAGAAGUGGCGAAGAUACGAGAUGCAGUGAAGAAUGGGAGAAGCUACUGCGGUAGGCUUGUCAACUACAAGAAGGAUGGCACUUCUUUCUGGAAUCUGCUAACUGUCACCCCUAUCAAAGAUGACAGAGGCAAUGCAAUCAAAUUCAUUGGAAUGCAGGUGGAAGUCAGCAAAUAUACUGAAGGUAUUAACGACAAGGCUUUACGCCCUAAUGGAUUGCCCAAGUCUUUAAUCCGCUAUGAUGCUCGUCAGAAGGACAAGGCUUUAGGUUUCAUCACAGAGGUUGUUCAAACUGUCAGAGACCCGAAAUCUCACAUUCGAGCAAUGAGCCAAGACACACCCGACAGCCUUGAUUAUGUUCUGCCUAAAUCUGUUGACUUUGAUGCCAUCAGUUCCAGUACACCUGGACAAACUCCUCAGUUGAACUCCAUAGAUGAUGUUUCUCGGGAAGCUGACAAGAAAACUAGAAAAUCAAGUCGCAUUUCCUUGAUGGGGUUCAAACCAAGGUCUAUAAGUUUUGCUGGAAAACGAGAAGCACCACCACCAACUGUUGAACCAGAGGUUUUGAUGACCAAGGAGGUAAAACUCUCCGACAGUUGGGACCAUGCUGAUAGAGAAAGGGACAUACGCCAAGGAAUUGAUUUGGCAACCACACUGGAGCGCAUUGAAAAGAAUUUUGUGAUCACAGAUCCUAGACUUCCUGAUAACCCUAUUAUAUUUGCAUCCGAUAGCUUUCUUGAACUAACGGAAUAUACACGUGAAGAAAUCUUGGGAAGAAACUGUCGGUUUCUUCAAGGACCUGAAACAGAUCAAGCAACAGUCUCAAAGAUAAGAGAUGCUAUUAGAAAGCAGCAGGAAAUUACUGUUCAAUUGAUCAACUACACCAAAAGUGGAAAGAAAUUCUGGAACUUAUUCCACCUGCAACCUAUGCGUGACCAAAAGGGUGAGCUUCAAUACUUCAUUGGUGUUCAACUAGAUGGAAGUGAUCAUGUGGAACCCCUUCGAAACCGCCUUUCUGAAAAGACUGAACUACAAAGUGCUAAGAUGGUUAAAGCUACUGCUGAAAAUGUUGACGAAGCUGUUAGAGAACUUCCUGACGCCAACUUGACACCAGAGGAUUUGUGGGCAUUGCAUUCUCAGCCCGUCUUUCCACGGCCUCACAAAAGGGACAGUGCUUCAUGGAUAGCAAUACAAAAGAUCACUUCCAGUGGUGAGAAAAUAGGAUUACAACAUUUCAAGCCCAUAAAACCCUUGGGUUGCGGUGAUACUGGCAGUGUUCAUCUAGUGGAACUGAAAGGUAGUGGCCAAUUGUAUGCGAUGAAGGCAAUGGAAAAAUCUAUGAUGCUGCACCGUAAUAAGGUUCACCGAGCAUGCAUUGAAAGAGAAAUCAUUUCGCUUCUGGAUCAUCCUUUCCUUCUCACGCUAUACGCUUCCUUUCAGACUUCCACACAUGUUUGUCUGAUAACAGACUUUUGCCCUGGUGGAGAGCUAUUUGCAUUGCUUGACAAGCAACCUAUGAAAUUUUUUAAGGAGGAAUCUGCAAGGUUCUAUGCAGCAGAGGUUGUCAUUGGCUUGGAAUACCUUCACUGUUUAGGAAUAAUUUAUCGAGACUUAAAGCCAGAAAAUAUUUUGAUCCAGAAGGACGGUCAUGUCGUUCUAACUGAUUUCGAUUUAUCAUUUAUGGCAUCCUGUAAACCACAAAUAAUAAAGCACCCGCCUCCUAGUAAACGAAGAAGCUCUAGGAGUCAGCCACCACCAACAUUUGUUGCAGAACCAGUAACACAAUCAAAUUCUUUUGUUGGAACUGAAGAAUACAUUGCUCCUGAAAUAAUCACAGGCACAGGCCACAGUAGUGCCAUUGACUGGUGGGAUCUUGGUAUUUUGUUGUAUGAGAUGUUAUACGGUCGUACACCUUUCAGGGGAAAGAACAGACAAAGGACAUUUGCAAACAUUUUGCACAAAGAUCUAACCUUUCCAAGCAGCAUUACUGUUAGUCUUGCUGCUAGGCAAUUGAUUAAUGCACUAUUGAGCAGAGAUCCUGACAUCCGUUUAGGAUCAAAGACUGGUGCAAAUGAAAUCAAACAACAUCCUUUUUUCCGUGGAAUUAAUUGGCCUCUUAUACGCUGCAUGAGCCCACCACCUCUGGAUGUUCCUCUCAAAUUAAUUGUAAAAGAUCCGAAGGCCAAAGAUGUUUCAUGGGAAGAUGAUGGAGUGCUUGAAUCGUCCAUAGAUAUGGAGAUUUUCUGAAGACAAGUGCUGCUCCAAGUGACAUCUCAUGAAAGCAUUGCUCUCUUAUUUGUUUAUAUUAUGUCCAUUGUACCGGAUUACUAAAAAGAGAUUAUGCAGCUUUAUCAGUGUUUUGUAUGUUCCGUUAAGGCAUCGUAUAGGUUUGCCUCAGCUUAUAAAGCAAGAAACUGUAGUAACAUGCGAGAUUUAAUAGACUAUCCAUCUACAAGCACAUAAGUUUUAUGGGAGUUGAAA